AUGGUGGGGCAGGCGGCAGCAGCAGCUUUGGGCCGCGGGCUAGAGCGCAGAAACGCCGGCUGCUGGGGUCGGAGCCGAGGCGCCGUUCUGCUUCUCUUCUUCUCCUUGUCGCCAAGGCCCUCUGGCGGAGCGGCGUGGCUACUGGGGCUGCGGCCGGAGGAUACGGCGCCCGGGCGCGUGUGGCUCGAGGGGGGAGCGCUGCGGGCGGCUGAGGGUUCCCGCUUCUUGUUGCGCCUCUACUUCCAGCCGCCGGCCGAAGGCAGCAGCGCCGCCAGUAACGGCAGCAGCGCGAGCGAGGAGGUUGAGCGCCGCGUCGUCUUCGUGGAGGAGCCCGCCCAAGUGGAGCGCUGUUCCGAGCGCAGCGCCUGGGCCUCGGACGUGGAGGUGCUGGGCCCGCUUUUGCCCGGAGGCUCGGCCGGCUCGGCUUUAGCCGAGGUGAGAGUGCGGGAGCCGCGAAAGGGUGAGCCCGGCGCCGGGCCUGAAGGGCGUCGGUUCGGGCUCUGCGCUUGGGAUGGACGAGCCUGGCAACUGCACGGCGCGCCGGGGGGCUUCGUGCUGCAAGUGGAAACGCCGGCAGUGGGCUCGGCCGCGUGGCUGAUUCCGUUGCCCACCGCCGGCUGGUUGCGGGCUCUGGGCGCGCUAGCCCUGAUAGCCCUGUCGGCGCUGUUCAGCGGCCUCCGCUUGGCCGUGCUGUCACUCGAUCCGAUGGAGCUGCGGGUACUGCGCAACAGUGGCUCGGCUGCAGAGAGGGACCAGGCGCGCAAGGUGGAGGCUGCGCGCGGCCGAGGCGGAAGCGGCACUUACCUACUGUGCACUCUGUUGCUCGGACAGGCAGGUGCUAACGCCACGCUGGCGGGCUGGUUGUGCGCUGCUCUACAAGCCAGUCGCAUUUCCCUGCCCGAAGACAACCAAGGUGUGCCGUGGCUGCCUGUGCUGCUCUGCACCAGUGUCGUCCUCUUGGGUGGUGAGGUGUUGCCCUACUCCAUUUGUUCCCGCCACGGCUUAGCCAUUGCAGCGCACACGCUCUUUCUCACCCGCCUGCUUAUGGCCGCCACCUUCCCCAUAUGCUAUCCACUCAGCCGUUUGCUAGAUUGGGCUUUGCAUCAAGAGCUCAGCACCUUCUCCACAAGGGAGCACCUGCUGGAGACCCUGCGGGCUGCUGACCCUCAUGGUGAUCUUGUGAGUGAGGAGCUGGCCAUGGUUCAAGGUGCACUGGAGUUACGCACCAAGGUAGUUGAGGACAUCUUGACACCUCUGAAUGAUUGUUUUAUGUUGCACUCUGAUGCCAUACUUGACUUCACUACCAUUUCUGAGAUUCUUCGCUCAGGCUAUACCCGCAUCCCUGUCUAUGAAGGUGAGCGACGAGACAACAUUGUCGACUUGCUGUUUGUCAAGGACUUGGCUUUCGUGGAUCCUGAUGACUGCACACCACUGCAGACAGUUACUCGCUUCUAUCACCGCCCGCUGCACUGUGUCUUCCAUGAUACCCGCCUAGAUACGCUGCUCGAGGAGUUCAAGAAGGGUAAAUCACACCUUGCAAUUGUACAGAGAGUGAAUGAUGAAGGGGAAGGAGACCCUUUCUAUGAGGUGAUGGGAAUUGUCACUCUAGAGGAUGUGAUUGAAGAGAUAAUCAAAUCGGAGAUUCUGGAUGAGACAGAUCUUUAUACAGACAAUCAGAAAAAGGAAAGGAUCCCCCAUCGGGGUAGGAAACCUCAUGACUUCUCCAUCUUUAGACUUUCGGAUAGUGAGAUGAGAGUAAAGAUCUCACCACAGCUGCUACUGGCCACUCAUCGCUUCAUGGCUACAGAGGUAGAACCUUUCAAGAUGCCACAUCUCUCAGAGAAGAUCCUGCUGCGGCUUCUCAAACAUCCCAACGUCAUCCAGGAGAUGAAAUUUGACCACAAAAACAAGCGAGCACCUGAACAUUAUCUUUACCAGCGUAACCGCCCAGUUGACUAUUUUGUGCUCAUCUUACAGGGAAAAGUGGAGGUAGAAGUGGGAAAAGAAGAAUUGCGAUUUGAAAAUGGUGCUUUCACAUACUAUGGUGUCCCAGCAAUCAUGACUGUCAUCUAUUCAGAUAACGAUGGGCGUAAAAUGAGCAGCCUGGCUGGAUCAUCUUUCCUGUUGCCCGUGUCUGUGUCCCGUACCUUUGCCUUCAGCCGAGGGGAAUCUUUGGCUGGCUCCCCAGUGAAUCAAUCUCCAUCACGUUGCAGUGGAUUAAACCGCUCAGAGUCUCCAAUUCGAGAACGUAAUGAGUAUGGAGGCAGCAGCACCCAACUACAUAGUGGCUGCAACAACAACAUAUACACUCCAGAUUAUUCUGUUCAUAUUCUGUGUGAUGUACAGUUUGUCAAGAUUACUCGGCAACAGUAUCAGAAUGCACUGGCUGCCAGCCGCAUGGAUAGCUCUCCCCAGACCCCUGACAUGGAUGUUUUCAAUGAUGGUGAUUCCACAAAGGCUCCCACAAUCAGAGGUACCCCACAGACACCCAAGGAUGAUCCUGCUAUUCUCUUGAAUGAGAGAAGUAGCAUUGUGGCCAGCAGGUCAGAUGGGAAUAUGAAGAGUCCUACAGACGCUAUGUUCCUGCACAUGGAGGGGAUCCCCCACAACCAAGAGGAGGUGACAGGCAACCCAGAAAUCAGCAUGCAGAAAAAUGAGGCCUAUAUUGUCAGGCUGGAACCUGAGUCCUCAAACAGGGAAAUGGAGCUCAACACAUCUCCAAGUGCUCCUCAGGAUCCCCUAGGAAAGAAGUUACUUUGGACAAUUAGUGAGAGGAGAAAACCUUCUGCAGACAGUGAGAGAAGUUCAGACGAUAAUACUAACUUCACAUCACUAAUCACAUGAGUGGCAACAUGGAUCUGCCUUUCUCACAGGUUGGUA
Molecule: messenger RNA, 2880 nt
Organism: Protobothrops mucrosquamatus (brown spotted pit viper)
Lineage: Eukaryota; Metazoa; Chordata; Lepidosauria; Squamata; Viperidae
Gene: CNNM1
Product: cyclin and CBS domain divalent metal cation transport mediator 1
Exons: 12
Coding region: 1-2844 (947 amino acids)
Biological process (GO): magnesium ion homeostasis; transport
Cellular component (GO): plasma membrane
Molecular function (GO): transmembrane transporter activity
Source: RefSeq, a predicted model, not a curated record